Ipomoea nil (Japanese morning glory) is the source of this 1509-nucleotide messenger RNA. Its product is annotated as probable ribose-5-phosphate isomerase 2. NCBI's taxonomy places the organism in Eukaryota, Viridiplantae, Streptophyta, Magnoliopsida, Solanales, Convolvulaceae. Gene Ontology annotation, biological process: pentose-phosphate shunt, non-oxidative branch. The record is from RefSeq and is a predicted model, not a curated record. Gene Ontology annotation, molecular function: ribose-5-phosphate isomerase activity. The transcript has a single exon. Bases 548 to 1348 code for a protein of 266 amino acids.
GGCAGCUUUCCUUUGCAUGCUAAAGCAAGCACUGAUAUCCAUACAUUUUGCGUUCUGUUUUCCUUCGGCUUCCACUUCCAGGCUCCAGCCCUAAUAAAACACGCCUCCGCCUUCUCCUCCUCCCUCUUUCAUCCAUCACCGCCGCCCCAAUCCUCCACUACAUAAUGCCAAACAAAAUCAAACCUUGAAAUACACAAUUGUCUUGAACAAUAUUAUUUCUUUUUCUUUUUUCUUUCUGACCCACCCUCCCUCUGCUCGCCUUAUCUCAAGUCUCAACCACAAAAAUCGAAGAUACGCAUAACCCCAAAUAUCCUUGCUCACUUUCCCUCCCUUGUGUUUCUUAUUGUUCUUCAAUUUCCCCAUUUCAUUUCCUAUUUAUACCCCUUUCUUCAUAUCUGGGUUCAUCUCGCUUUUCAUCUCCAUACCCUAUAAUACUAUAAUCUUUCCUUUCUAGCCCUAGCCCCUUGCAAUAAAACAAACUUUAUCCUGAAAACCCCAUUCUUUUCUUUCGUUUAAAGCUAUUCUUUUUUUAAUUUUUUAUUUAGAAAUGGCAAUCGCGUACCGGCAGGUUUUGGGUUCGGAAAAGCUGGAGAACAAGGAGCCUCUCCCGUCUUCUUCUUCUUGCUCUCCUGUUAUUCUCACUCAAGAUGAGCUGAAGAAACUUGCCGCUUACAAGGCCGUGGAGUAUGUGGAGUCCGGCAUGGUGGUGGGUCUGGGCACCGGCUCCACCGCCAAGCACGCGGUGGACCGCAUUGGGGAGCUGCUGCGGCAAGGGAAGCUGAAGAAUAUUGUGGGGAUACCAACUUCCAAGAUGACCCACGAGCAAGCCGUUUCCUUGGGGAUUCCCUUGUCGGAUUUGAAUGCCCACCCGAUUGUGGAUCUGGCGAUUGACGGGGCGGAUGAAGUGGACCCGUACAUGAACCUGGUUAAGGGCCGUGGCGGGUCUUUGCUCCGGGAGAAGAUGGUGGAGGCCGCGUCCAAGAAGUUUAUCGUGAUUGUGGACGAGUCAAAGCUGGUGGGGCAUUUGGGAGGGAGUGGCCUGGCCAUGCCUGUUGAAAUAGUCCCAUUCUGCUGGGAAUUCACCUUGAAGAGGCUUGAGAUGUUGUUUAUGGAAGCCGGGUGUGUGGGGAAGCUCAGGACAGGCCCCAGGGAUACCACUCACCCCUUUGUUACUGACAAUGGGAAUUACAUUAUUGAUUUGUAUUUCAAGAAAGAUAUGGGUGACCUUAAGGCUGCAAGUGAUGCAAUUUUGAGGCUUGCAGGUGUGGUUGAGCAUGGGAUGUUUCUUGAUAUGGCCACCACUUUGAUUGUGGCUGGGAAGCUGGGGAUCACUGUUGCCAAUAAGUAGUAGUCAUUAGUCAAGGAUUCAAAUUGUCUUUCUUUCUUUAUUAGGAGCCUUUGUGUCAACUCACAUUUCUGAUUACUUGAGGAAUUUGCCUCAAAUUUUUCUAUCAGAAUCAAAAUUAACAUUACAGUUUCAAAACUCUUUAAAGUUUCAAUUCCUUCUUU